UCGAGCAGACGACAGCGAGCUCUGGAUACGCGGAUUAUCCCUCUACACUGGAUUUGACCUCAGCAUCACUCCAUCUGCGCUCCAUCACUCGAAAUGUGGAUAAAGUGUUUUUGGUUUUGGAGAAAAUUUGUUGAAUAAACCGGAUUCUCCAUCGGUGGAGUACAAUCUGCAUCAUAUAAGAUUAGGUAAAGAAGGACAAAUGUGGCCAUUACCAUGUGGCGAUAUAAUGGAAUCAGAAGCAAUAUGGAACAUCCCUGUUUUAAUCCAGAAAGUCAACUCAAAGGAACAUCAUCAGUAAAGCCCAUCUAGACAGCAGAAGCAGACCAGUUGUCCACUUCUAAUCUCAAGGCUGUUUGGUCUGUUUUGGAACUCAUCCCAGUAAUCUUAAACAGGAUUUAGGAUAACAUGUGUCAAUAACCUCAAUGGCCUCACGUUCUUCACUCAUAUGGUUAUCAUCUAAAGGAUUUGAUGUUUCUUCAAUGACCUCCAUAUAAUUUUCCAGAAGAUAUAUCUGAGGAGUUUUAUUUUGUUCAUUGCACUCUUGUAGCAUAAGCACUGGUUACCAUGCUUCCCAUUUGCUGGCCCCAUCGUGCACUAUUACUAUUCAGCACCUUCCUGAAUCUUGGUUUGGGCCUGGAGUUCACAGGAUCAGAGGGUCAGUGGGCACGUUAUCUUCGCUGGGAUGCAAGCACCAGAAGUGACCUCAGCUUUCAGUUCAAAACAGCCAUAUCAGAUGCACUGGUUCUCUACUUUGACGAUGGAGGAUAUUGUGACUUCCUGCUCCUGAGUAUUGAAGAAGGCAAGCUUAAGUUGCAUUUUAGUGUGGACUGUGCAGAAACAACUAUAACCUCCAACAAGAUGGUAAAUGACAGUCGCUGGCACUUUGCCACCAUCAGCAGGCACAACUUGCGAACCGUGUUGGCGCUGGACGGAGAGUCAAAGGUGGACGAGGUAAGACCACAAAGGCAGUUCAUGAAGAUAGUCAGUGACCUUUAUCUUGGAGGAGUGCCUCAAGACAUUCGGACAUCUGCCCUAACACUACCAGCAGCUAAGGAGAUGCCACCAUUCAAGGGGAUUAUUACAGACCUGGGUUAUGGAAAUCAGGUUCCAACACGCCUUGGAAGCCAAAAGGUCCGGUUAGAGAUGGAAGGCUUGUGUACGGAAAACCUCUGUGAAAAUGGAGGCAGUUGCAGCAUGACUGACGGUGAAGCUUACUGUGACUGCUCUAAAACAGGAUAUGUAGGUCGUUACUGCAAUGAAGCUGUGAACAAAACCCCCGGGUUCGCGCAUAUGGUGAAGUCUCCACAAGGUAUGCUCAGUUCUCUCAAUGCACAUUUUGCCAAUGUGUUUACAUUGUUGUUGUGACUGCUCUUGCACGUGCAUGCAGCUCCCUACAGCAUCCUGCUUUAUGAUUGGCUCUGCCCUCGUGACACUGCAUGAUCAUUGUCCUGUUGCUGAAUUAUGUCAUUUCUUUCUGUGAUACUGCGGUUAACUGUCAGGUCAGGAGAGUUUAUCGGUGAUCUCAUAGAGAAAUGCAUUCUCUCUCAUCUGUUAGACUGAUCUGCCCUCCAUAUUACUUAGAUAUCAUUAAUAGACUGGAAUAAUUACUAUGCAGUGAUAAAUAAUAUAUCCCUAAGCUAAACUCAUUCUCUGAAUGAGUGAUUCUGAAAGCAAGCAAAAGUGCAAGUUAAUAAAAAGAUUCCUUUUAAACAGGGUUUGCUUUAAAAGUGUGUGUUGUAUGAAUGAUCUGCCAUCAUGGUUUUGUCCUGAAUUCUUCUGAAUGCUGAAUGCUUCUGUCAACAAUUGUAUCAGUGCAUUGAGGGGACAGAAUAGGUACUAAUAAAAAAAAAAAAAAAAAAAAAAAAACAUAAGCUUAGUAAACUGAAGUUCAGAAAAUGUUGUCAACAUGCAAAGGUCAACACGUUUUAAAAUGUGUGAAAUGUUUUUACAAACGUCUUACUAAAAUAAUGUUCAAACACAGUAAUUAACAGGACAGUAAUGAAAAAAGGAAAAAAUAGUAAUAAUGUUGCAAAUGAAGUUUUUCAAUAAUGUAAUAAAUGCAAUAACAAGAGCAUCUUCAUUAUCCAGCUCAAUUUUCUAAAAGUUUUUUUCUCAUCCAUUGUAGACAAAUUGUAGACAUGUGGCAGUAGUGGAGAAAUAAAAAGGUUAACAGGGUGGCAAAUAACAGGGUAUCAAAUGUAAACCAAAUUAAGCUGUCACUUAGUAGCAGCUAGUUAGUUUGUAACCAAAUGUUUCAUGGUUUAUAAACAAACUUUUUAGAAAAAUGUCAUGCAGUUGAAAGAGUUCAAAUUAUGUUGCUUGAUGGCAGUCAUGAUUUUAAGUGACCAGUGCAAAUUAAUGUGAUAACAGGGUUACAUGCAGAAUUUGGUUCACAGCUAAAUAUUAUGUUUUUGAUCAUUAAAUUUAGAUCAAUAAUGAAAAAAAUAUAUUGCUUCUCUAAUAGAUAGAUAAUAUCAACAUAUACAUAUGUGAUGUUAAAAACGUCCAUGCUUAAUCAUUUAAAUAGUUAAUUUAAAUAUUGAUAUGUUUUUAAUAGGUUUUCUAUAAUAAAACAUAGUUAAAUCAUACACACACAGACACACACACACACACACACACA
Messenger RNA from Carassius auratus (goldfish), 2620 nucleotides. Its product is annotated as neurexin-3b-like. The coding region runs from base 565 to 1365 and encodes 266 amino acids. NCBI's taxonomy places the organism in Eukaryota, Metazoa, Chordata, Actinopteri, Cypriniformes, Cyprinidae. The record is from RefSeq and is a predicted model, not a curated record. The transcript is spliced from 4 exons.